Molecule: messenger RNA, 1675 nt
Organism: Sorex araneus (European shrew)
Lineage: Eukaryota; Metazoa; Chordata; Mammalia; Eulipotyphla; Soricidae
Gene: MISP3
Product: MISP family member 3
Exons: 3
Coding region: 759-1388 (209 amino acids)
Source: RefSeq, a predicted model, not a curated record
GGGGCGCUGGGGUGGGGGGCGGCACCUGGUGCCCCCUAGAGCCCGAGGGUUGCGCCGCAGGUGUGGAGGGUGGAGGGGCUGCCGAGAGGGCACCACUAGGUAUAUAGGGGGUAUCACCUGCGGCCCAGCGCUCAGUGUGAGCCAAGCCGGGGCAGGCAGGUACCAGGCUGGCCCUCAGCGGAGGGACACCGGCCGCGCAGCCCGGACCCCGGGUAGCAAGCGGGGUCCGGGGCGGCCUUUCUUGCCCGAACCCGGGUCCCUCGGAGCGAGAGGACCGAAGCCGCGGGCGUCGAGGCGGCCCCAGCCGCGGAGGCGGGGCGAGGGCGGGCCGAGGCCUCCGGACAGGUGCUGGGGGCGGUGCCCAGCCUGCCCCAGGGGCCGAGUCCCCAGGCCGGGGCGGGUCAGAGACGCGGCCCGUGCCGGCGACGCCUCGGAACCUGCGGGCGGCGGCGGCGGCGGACACAGAUACCGCGCAGGGCCCGGCGGAACCCGGCUCGGAGCAUCCAGACCUCGGCGCGUGCAGCUUCUGAAGCUUCGGGGCUGGACCCGCGCGGGCCCCGGGGCUCGAGAGCGGGGCCCUGGGGUCCCCCGAAGAGUGCGCCAACGAGCCCCGGAGCCCGGGCCCGGCGGGUCAGGACGCCGCAGCUAGGGACUCGGGGCGCCCCGGGCCCGGCAGCCACGGCCCGGGGGUCCCGGGGCACGGUCGCUCCGCGGUGACGGGCUCGGCCGGCCCCGGGCGCCCUCCCUCGCCGCCGCCCAUGGAGACGCCCAUCGAGCGGGAGAUCCGCCGGGCCUGCGAGCGCGAGGAGAGCCUGCGCCGCCGCCGGGGCCUGAGUCCGCGCCGCGCGGCCCGCGAACUCGUCGAGCUGCGCGUGAAGCCGGUGCUCUGCCGGCCCGACCCGGGCCCCGCGUGCCCGCGCGCUCUGGAGCGCGCACGGGCGGGCGCGCGGAUGCGGCGGGACAUCGAGCGCGAAGCUCACCGGCAGGCGGCGCUCGUGCGCCCCGUGGGCCCGGAGCCGCCUCCGCCGCCGCUGGGCGAACUUAAGCGCUUCUUCGAGACGGCCGGCAGCCGCUCCUCUCCGAAGGCGGUGGCGGCGGGGGGCAGCGCGGGCCCGCCCGGGGUGCCCGAGCGCGGGGGCCGCGCCCCGGGGCCGGCCCGCGCCCCGCCGCCUGCCGCGCCGUCGCUGCUGGAGCAGGAGGUGCGCGCGGCGCGGGAACGGGACCGGGAACUGCAGCGCCAGCGCCGCUGCAUCUACGGCACCGCAGAGGGCGCCGAGCCUGCGCCCAGCCUUGCGCCGAGCAGGGGCGACGGCAAGUUGGCGGUGAUCUGGCCUCCCCGCGGAACGAACGCGGAGAACGCCCCGGAACAGGACCAGCGGAAGCCUUGAGCCCGGAGCAGGCCGGGUCGCCCCAACCCAACGCCCACUGGACGCGCUCCCCCAAGAGGACGCCCAGCCAGCCGGCUGCGCCCCGGGAAGGUGGAACCGACUCCCUUGGAAUCUUUCUUAAAUGGACCCGUUUCUCCUGCAAAACUGUUAGGUCCAUUGGUAAAUGGACCGCCAAACCAGCGCACACGCGCCCCUGCUGCGGAAGUGACAGUCCGUCCCACCUGUCCAGCUCGCCCCUCCGAGAGGACGGGUCCCCACCGCGUCCGUCACCCCCAAUAAAGCCACCC